Messenger RNA from Bicyclus anynana (squinting bush brown), 13548 nucleotides. RefSeq names its product chromodomain-helicase-DNA-binding protein 8. NCBI's taxonomy places the organism in Eukaryota, Metazoa, Arthropoda, Insecta, Lepidoptera, Nymphalidae. Gene Ontology annotation, molecular function: ATP-dependent chromatin remodeler activity; ATP binding; protein binding. The coding region runs from base 340 to 11613 and encodes 3757 amino acids. The transcript is spliced from 16 exons. The record is from RefSeq and is a predicted model, not a curated record.
GGCACCCCGCAGGCGCUCUGCUCAAAUUGCAAUCAAAGGGAAACAAAAUGGACGGAGUGUAGUGACUACGUUUAAAUGAUCUAAAUAUUGUCAGAUUUUUGAAAAUAAUUCACUUUGAAUCUCAAGAGUUAUUAAAAAUAAAAUAUUACCGUCAUUAUAAUUCAAUUAGCUAGUAUUAUAUUGUAUAUUGUUUGUCUUUUAAUAUCGUUCAGUUCUUUGAAAUAUGGUAUCCAUUUUGUGAUCAAUCGUAUUGUGUGGCGUUUACAAAUAAGAUGGGUCAUCUAAUUUGUUCUCGGAACAUACAAUACAAACUUAUUUUAAUUCACUCUUAAUUGAGUGAUGGACUCAUAUAACUUAUUUGGUGAUGAUGGAAGCGGUAUGUUGGAAGGACUCACUGAUCUCGGUGGAGCAGAUACCUUCGCUGGUAGCUCUUCAUCUGGAGUGACUGGUGAUGCAAAAGACUCUACAGAAAAUAGUUAUAGGCAGCCAUAUAAUCCAAACAGUGUGGCACAGGAAGGAACUAUUCAAAAACUGGCAUCGUUUGGCAGUGGUGGUGCAGGUGGAAUAAGUGGUAGUUCACAGAGUGUGCCAAAUCCAGUUCCUGGUCCUCCAGGGCCAGACUACCAUGACUAUGGCAGCUACCCCCCGCGUCCACGCCUGCCUCAACCCUCUCACGCUCCUCUCCAUCCAUCACACCAUGUCCACCCUUCACAUUCAUACCCAGGAUAUCACCCUGGUCCUGAGCCAAUGUAUACAAUACCAGAACAAGGAAUUGGAGAUAUGGGUGUAUGGUCAGGACCACCGGGAGCUAACAGAUACUCGCCAAUCACACCAGGAUAUAGACAUUCAUAUGAACAUCAGCAAAAGAUUCACCAAUAUCCACCUCAGCAGUCUGCUGGUAUUGGUGGUUUGCAGUCCCAAAAUGGUGCUUACAUGCCACGACAACCUCACUUUCCUCAACCAACUUCUCAACAAUUGUAUGGGCAACAGCAGAACUAUCCCAAUUAUACUCAAAUGCAUCCUCCAGCUGCUACAAGAAUUUCUCAGCACCCUGCAUAUCAUCAACAAAUGGAUGUAAAUCCUCACCAAUAUGGCUUAUCACAUAAUCAGCAAAGUCAUAGUGCAAUACAGCAACACCAAUCCCAUCAAAGCAUGCCAAGUCACACAGGCGGUAUUGGACCUGGAAUUCAAGGUCAUCCAAAUCCACAUCUUCAUCAUGCAGGAGCUCCUCCUUUACAUCAUGUUCCUCGACAACCACCGGUUCCUCCUUCUUCAGUAGGACCAUCACAUGCUGUACCUUCUCAAAUGCCUUAUGGGUCUCCACAUCAUUCUGUCCCUAUGACAUACCAACCUCACCAGGUACAGCACCCUUUAGAUGUAAAUGUCACAAAUCAAUAUGCUCCUGUGAAGCCUAGUGGAAUCGAAACUGGCAGUCCUCAAUAUCGACCUCCUUUUCCUCAACUAUCACCACAAAUGUCCCCAAGGGCACAGGUGUCUCCCAGACAACAACCACAACUUUCACCGCGACCUAUUAUGUCGCCCGUUAAAGGACCCAGUGCUUCACCGCUCAAUUCUCGCAAUGUUGUUCAGUCACCAGCUACAUCCGGACCUCCCCCUGUGUCUGGCUCAUUUACAUCUCAAAAUACUCUUCAAGCUUUAGAACAAAUGGUGUUGCCAACAAGCGGGGAAUAUCCAUUUCAACGUAAUCCCGCAUCACCAGCAGUUGGCCAUAAUAUUGUAUCUUCUCCUACACAGUGGAGUCAAAAUAAAAUUUCAACUUCAAUAAGCACUCUACAGAUUGAAAGUGCUGAACAAGUUGCAAAAUCGUUGGAGGUAUCAUCAGUACCCAUACAAAAACAGGAUCAAGUAAAAACAAGUCCGAUUUCUAUUACAAAUGUUGAAAGUAAAAUUGUAGAUAAAAACCAUGAUAGUGAUAGAGGUUCGGAAGAUAAUAAUCCUUCAAGGUUUUUAAUAAACACAUCUAAAGAAAACAUAUUGACAAAUCCUAUUAAUUCUGCUAUAACAACAACUCCAACAAACUGUGUAACUGUCUCUGCUGCAAAUAUUGAUCCAAAAGAAAGUGUAGCCCCAAUUCAUCAAUCUAAUGAAAUGUAUGAAAAUUUAGACAAGUCUAAAGAAGAAAUUAAAGUCGAUACUGUACUGAAUAUUGAAAAUAAAUUGGAAAGUAAACAAAGUGAAAGUAUGAUAAGCCAAAAUGGUGAGUCUCGAAGUCAAAAUCCUCAUCUUUCAUCUUCAGUUGAUAUUGAUACUUCGAGCGAACGAGUUUCAAAUAGUACAACACAACAAACAACAACAACAGGUUCCAUUAACUAUACUCAAAGUAUGAAUGCAGGAAGCAAUAAAUAUGAUACCACAUCAUUAAAUGUUUCAAGAAAUCAAGGAUAUCAAAGUAGUUCCUUUCAAAAUGUACCGAAUAUGAUGUCACAAGGAAUAACACCUACUGCAGCGUCAAAUAUUCCCCCUAGCAUGCAAAACAGUCAAAAUCUUAAUGUUUCUGCAGCAUUCCAAACUGGCCCACAGUUGACAUCAACCACAAUACCAAACAUUCAAGGCAAUAUUCCGUCACCACAUACAAAUAUUACUAAUACCGUGUCGUCGAGUGUACCUGGUCACAAUCCUCAAGGUAAUAUGAGUUGCAUUCCUCCUGCUGUACCAAAUAUUUUAGGAAAUAUACAGCAGUCUAUGCAUAAUAAUUCAAAUACUAUGACUAGCGUACAAGGCAGUGUUCCUACAACUAUACAGAGUAUGCAAGUUGGAAUGCCAAUUAAUACCCAAAAUAUUCACGGCGCCUUAGGUCCUAAUAUGCCUUCAAACCAACCUCCCGUAGUACCAAGUGUAUCCCAUAAUAUCAACCAAAAUAUGAUUAUUAUGGGAUCGAAUAAUAUACCUCAUCCAAGUUUGUAUACCCACCAUCAAGAAAUUACAUCACUACAACAGCAAAUUCAAGAAAUUUACUGUUUGCCGCCGUCAAAUGAAAAUAGAGAAAAAGUCAGAUGUUUUCAAGACAGAUUGUCUAUGCUUCAACAUCAUGAAACUAAUGAUAAAUGCAGUGGCGGUCCAAAUUGUAUAUUGCAAAAUCCAAUUUAUGGGUCAAAAAUGGUUGAAAGUCCUCAAGUAACUAGUACAACUGGCCGUGGACGAGGAAAAGGCCCUGCUAAGCCUAGAAAACCACGUGCUAAAAAAGAAAAAAUAACGACGAUGCCACAAUCUCUUGACUUACUACCAGUAUCAGAAGAUUGUGUAACUGCAGGUACAGGUCUACAAAGUCACUCUGAGAUUGAUGUUGAACCUACUGAUGAAAUUGCUAAUUUAGAUAGUAGUGCUUUAUCGAUUGACGAUGUUCCAAUGGAAAAAGUUCGAAAGCAAAGAGGACCACGCAAAGGUAAAGAACGAAAACCUCGUACGCCUAAAGAACCGAAAGUACAAAAAGACAUAGAAGGUAAACCUGUAAAAGAAAGGAAAAAACGAGAACCUAAAGAUCCAAACGCUCCAAAAAGAAAAAGGAAUGUGAAGAAAGGUAUUUCUGAGGUAUUUGCUGAUACAACGACGUGUAACGAUCUUUUAGAUUCCGAUAAUAUAGACAACAGUAUAAAGGAUCACAGUUUUAACAAAAGUAUAACGAGCAUAGAUGUUACCAAAAUGAAUCAAGAAGUCUCGUUAGAUGAAUCAAAUGUUACAGAUUUUGAUGACAUUCCUGUUUCUAAAAUAGCUAUUAAAGAAUUAUUGGAAGAGGCUGAAGCAAAAAAAGAACUGACUGAUAAAGAUGAAGACUACGAUAAUUUCAAUCAUAAGAAACGAUCUAAAAAAAGAACUAGUGGGCCAAGUAGUUGUAAAAAGUUAGUAACUAAGAGAACAUCCAGUGGAAAGCGGAAAAAAAGGGGAGGUUUAAUACCCGAUUCUGAUGGAGAACCUGAUGAUUUGGUGUCAACGCCCCCUCCAUCACCACCGCCAGAAGGUGACGACAGCUUAAAACGUCGUUCUGCGAGAAAUACUCAACGUAAAAAAUAUACAGAUGACGUACUACUUCGUUUAUCUGAUGAUGAAUUUUCAUUAGCGGCCCCUAAACAAGAAAAAGAAUUUGAAGACUUUAGCCAUGAAACCAAAGACACACAAAUAAAGCCUGAAGGUACACCUAAACCAAACUAUAUAUACGUUAAUAUUACUGAGGAGGACUCAAUGAUAGUUCAACAUGUAUUAGCGUGUCGUAUGGGAAAAAGAGAAAUGAAAAUAGACUUAUAUCUAAAUGAAAAGACACAACACAACACUCACACAACAAAACCUAAUGAAGAAGAUGAACUUGAAAUGCCAAAAGAAAUUGACGAAAACUUAGAAUCGCACAAAGAGAAUGCAGAAACGUCCGAGUGUCAAACCACUGAAGGCAAUGAAAAUGUCAGUGUAUCUAGUAAAAUACCUAAAGAUGAAGAAGAUCAAAAGAGAGAAGGUAGUAAAACUGAUUUAGAAAAGGAAAAUACUACUUCUAAACCUGUUAUGGUAGAUGUGGAAGAAUAUUUCGUGAAGUACAGAAAUUUUUCUUAUUUGCACUGUGAAUGGAAAACUGAAGAAGAACUUUAUAAAGGUGAUAAAAGAAUAUAUUCGAAAAUAAAACGCUUUAAACAAAAACAAGCCCAGCAGCUGAAUAUAUUUGAACUUUUGGAUGAUGAACCUUUUAAUCCAGAUUAUGUUGAAGUUGAAAGAAUUUUAGAUAUGUCUGAAAAUCAAGAUCCUGCUAACAACACUGUGGUCAAACAUUAUUUGGUUAAAUGGAAAAGCUUACAAUAUGAGGACAGUACGUGGGAGCUCGAGGAAGAUAUUGAUGUGGAUAAAAUACGUCAGUAUAAAAUUUUUAGUGAGAAGCCACAAAAAGAGAAAUGGAAGUUUAAGAAACGACCAUCAGCUGAUCAGUGGACCCAAUUAAAAGAGUCCCCCUUGUAUAAAGGCGGAAAUACAUUAAGGCCGUACCAGUUAGAAGGGUUAAAUUGGUUACUAUUUUCUUGGCAUAAUAAUCGUAAUUGUAUUUUAGCAGAUGAAAUGGGCUUGGGAAAAACUAUUCAAAGUUUAACCUUUGUUAAUUCUGUUUGGGAAUAUGGUAUAAGAGGUCCAUUUCUAAUUAUUGCUCCAUUGUCAACUAUUCCUAAUUGGCAGCGAGAAUUUGAAGGUUGGACUGAAAUGAAUGUAAUAGUCUACCAUGGAUCUCAACAAAGCAAAAGUAUGAUUCAAGAAUAUGAAUUUUAUUAUAAAAAUGAAAAAGGAGAGCCCAUUAAAGAAAUAACAAAGUUUAAUGUUUUGAUUACGACUUUUGAAAUAAUAGUGACAGAUUUUCAAGAAUUAAAAUCUUUUAACUGGCGAUUGUGUGUAAUAGAUGAAGCUCAUAGGCUUAAAAAUAGAAAUUGUAAAUUGUUGGAGGGUUUGAGACAAUUACAUUUAGAACAUAGAGUUCUUCUAUCUGGAACACCUUUACAAAAUAAUGUGAAUGAAUUAUUUUCGUUGUUAAAUUUCUUAGAACCAUCGCAAUUUUCGAGCAACGAAGCAUUUUUAACAGAGUUUGGUCAACUAAAAACAGAGUCUGAGGUUUUAAAAUUACAAGCUCUUCUUAAACCGAUGAUGUUAAGACGUUUAAAAGAAGACGUCGAAAAAACUCUUGCUCCAAAAGAAGAAACCAUAAUAGAAGUUGAAUUAACAAAUAUACAGAAAAAAUAUUAUAGAGCAAUAUUAGAGCGAAAUUUUAGCUUCCUACAAAAGGGUACUACAUCAGCAGCAAACAUACCCAACCUUAUGAACACAAUGAUGGAAUUAAGAAAGUGUUGUAUCCACCCAUACCUUUUAAAUGGCGCGGAAGAUCAAAUACAAUUUGACUAUAAACAGGCUAAUGGAGAAGAUAAGCAAGCUUAUUAUAAAGCUCUUAUUCAAUCAUCUGGUAAAAUGGUUUUGGUUGACAAGUUACUACCAAAACUUAAAGCUGGGGGACAUAGAGUCCUAAUAUUCAGUCAAAUGGUGAGAUGUUUAGACAUAUUAGAAGAUUAUCUUGUAUUUAAAAAAUAUCCUUAUGAACGCAUUGAUGGACGAAUAAGAGGAAAUUUAAGACAAGAAGCUAUUGAUAGAUUUUCAAAACCAGAUUCCGAUCGAUUUGUGUUUUUACUAUGCACUAAAGCAGGCGGUCUCGGAAUAAACUUGACUGCUGCUGAUACCGUUAUAAUAUAUGACAGCGAUUGGAAUCCGCAAAACGAUUUACAAGCACAAGCCAGAUGCCACCGAAUUGGGCAACAAAAAAUGGUUAAGAUAUAUAGAUUGAUUUGUAGAAACUCUUAUGAAAGAGAAAUGUUUGAUAAAGCAUCCUUAAAGCUUGGUUUAGAUAAAGCUAUUUUGCAAAGCAUGAAUACUUCACAAGGAAAGGAAACCGGUUUAAAACAGCUUUCAAAAAAAGAAAUUGAAGAUCUUUUAAAAAAAGGCGCCUAUGGUGCUGUGAUGGAUGAGGAUAAUGCUGGGGACAAAUUUUGCGAGGAAGAUAUCGAAAUGAUUUUAGCUCGUCGCACACAAGUCAUUCAAAUGGAAUCUGAAAAAGGAUCUACAUUUUCCAAAGCAAGUUUUGCUGCUACAGAUCAAAGAUCAGACAUUGAUAUAAGAGAUCCUGACUUUUGGAAUAAAUGGGCUAAAAAGGCAGAGAUAGAUACUACAGAAAAGAAAGAGGAUGAAGAUUUAAUAGUGACAGAACCAAGAAAGAGAACAAUUAUCAAAAGAUAUGGUCAUGAUGAUGGUCCAAUGGAAAUGUCUGACAUGGAAGUCACGCCAGAUUCUGAUGAGGACGAAGAAGGUAUCAGUUUGAGAAGUAAGAGAAAAAAGGAUAAACUAGGUAGAAAAGGACGUAGAUAUGCCAGUGAUGAUUAUGUGCCACGCCAUGAAGGAGUUCCCAUAGAUGAGGAAGUUGUUUAUGGAUCUUGGACCAGGUCUGAGUGCUUCAAGAUAGAACGUGGUCUCCUUACGUUCGGAUGGGCGCGUUGGGAAGAAAUACUAGAUAAAAAUCAAUUUAGAAAAGGUUGGACAAUACCUGUAAUUGAAGACUGUGCCCGUAUUAUCGUCUUGUACUGUCUACGUCAUUAUAAAGGUGAUGAAAAAAUUAGAAACUUCAUUUGGGAUCUUAUAGAGCCCUGUGAAAAUGGAGAAGUGACAAUCUCAAGAAAUCAUAGUGGAUUACACAAUCCAGUGCCGCGAGGCAGAAAUGCAAAAAAAAAGAAUAGACUGAAAGAUGUGCCAAGAGUGAAUGAUACUCAGAAAUGGGAGGACUCAAACCAUUGGAGUUCUACUGAUAAAUAUGACUGUGAAGCUUACUUAGAAAGCAGCUACAAGAAACACCUAUUCAGACAUGCCAACAAAGUAUUAUUAAGAGUUCGAAUGAUGUAUUACAUAAAACAUGAAGUUAUUGGGGACUAUGCUACACAAAUCGAGAGUGGCUGCCAUGCUAGCACUAUGGGCAUGCGAGUGCCGCGCGGGGUCGACAGCGCGCCGCCGCGGCUGUGGUGGGACGCGGAGUGCGACGUGUCGCUGCUGGUGGGCACCUACAAGCACGGCUACGAGAACUACUUGGCCAUGCGCUCCGACCCGCAACUGUGCUUCGUCGACAAGCUCGGCCCGCCCGACGACGCCGAGUGUACGGACAUCAAGAGUGAAGAGAGAAAAAUUCGAGGCAGUGUGGCCGGUGACGAAGAGUGCACGGACGACGUGUCAAGCGGAGCUGGCGCCGCCUCGCCCGCGGCAUCGCCCGCCGCCUCACGCGCCGCCUCGCCCGCCGCGUCGUCCGCCUCGCGCGCCGACGACGACGCGCCCACGCACCUGUGGCCCUCCAUGCAGGACCUCAACACGCGCCUGCGCCGCCUGAUCACGGCCUACCAGCGCAACUACAAGCGCGAGGAACUAAAGCUGCAGCAAAGAGCGAAGAUGGAACGUCGUGAAAGAAUGGACCAGCUUGCUCGUGAUGAAAUCUCGCAAUGGCGUUGGACCCGCGCUGACGAGGAAGCCUUCCGACGCACGGUCGCUUCCUACGGAGUAGAGUUCGAUCCCGCCACCAAGAGCUUGCGCUGGAGUCGCUUUAGAUCGCUGGCUCGGCUGGACUCUAAGAGCGACGACGCAUUGACGGAUUAUCUCAAGGCGUUCAUGGCUAUGUGUAAGCGACAGUGCGGCCUCUCGGUCGGUGAGGCGGAACUGCCGACGCGAGCAGACUUGAAAGCGGAACCCAUUGGCGAAGAACGGGCCAUAGCUACACUGGAGAGGAUCGACUUGUUGCGCGUCCUGCGCGAGGAGGUGGCGCCGCACGCCGCGCUGGAGGCGCGCCUGGCGCUGUGCGAGCGCUCGCUGGACGCGCCGCCGUGGUGGCAGCCGGCGCGACACGACAAGCUGCUGGUGCUCGGCGUGUGCAAACAUGGAUUGGGUGAUACAUACAAUAAAUUAUUCUGCGAUCCUAAACUACCUUUUGCCGAUUGUGCUAGAAAAUGGAACGCAAAGUUCAAGAGUGGGAUACAAAGUGAUUUGCAGAAAACUGAGGAUGAGGACGAUAAGAAUGCUUCAGAGACAACUGCAGAGCCCAGAAUGUCAUUACGCCGUAGUAAGCGUACUUCGAAUGUCCAAGAUCGGGACGCCGAAGACGAUACAGAUGCACUCUCCGAAUUGGAAACAUUAGCCAAAUUGGGAAGAAUAGAUGAAACGUUGACGCCAGAGCAUUGGUUUUCAGAAAGAGCUCUAGAGACUAGGCUCCAUCAUAUCGCUCACGCAGUUCAGAACUGCGAAUGGCCUUCAGUGUCAACAGCGGCGAGCUCAUCGAAGGCGAGCGAUGGAGCAAGCACACAAAUAGAAACAAUGGACGAUCGUAAACAAAGUCAAAAACGGCACAUCGCGAUCGACGUGGAGACGGAACGCGCUAAGUUACAUGCAUUGCUUUCAUCGCCUCAGGCUGCACAUUCGUCGUCUCGAGAGUCGCACAGGACUGUUGUGGACCGCGAUGAUGCGUCCAGCGACUCUGGCUCGCGCCGCUCGACGCCCGCGCCGCCGCCUGCGCACCAGCGAGUGGCGCCGUCGCCUGCGCCAGCGGCGACACCCGCUGCUGCGCCCGCGCCCUCGCCGGCCGUGUCCGCGCCCGUUGAUCUCUCUGCACCUCUCGACUUGAGCGAAGCGCAAGACUUCUCCAUGGGUCGCCGCACUCCGCAGGCGGACGUGCAGACAGCUCCAGUUCGUAGUCGGCUGGACGAUUCUAUCACGCGAAUGAUGAAACGGAAAAAUGUGCCGGCGCCAGAACAGAUAACCUCCAAAGAAAAGAAAAGGAAAAAACUAGAUGAAAUUGUCCUAGGAUUAUCUGCCGCUAAGGGACAAAGUCCGACCUCUACGGUUUCGUAUGAUCCGCCUCGGAAUAAAAAUUCCUCUGUACUACCUGAAGUGACGGUCACUCCAGCGGCUCCACCCAGUAGCAGUGCAGCUACUCCGACACAAAAACCAUUUUCUGUGACUGUUACAAAUGUACCAUCACCACAUGCCUCAUCAAAAGAAUUAUCAUCCUUCUUACAACAAUCCCUUGAACAAAACAACAAACCACAAAAACCACCAUCAUCAACUACACCCAAACCUUACUCUCACGAAGCUAAAGUAAACAAAUGGUUAGCUGAACAAGCCAAUGUAGAUACACGAAGACGUGGGUUAGCACCGCGACUCGCGCCUGAUGAACAUGUGCCUGUUGUCCACCGUGUAACAGGAAAACGGCUCAUGGGCCAUAAAGCACCACAGUUAAAACAUUUAGCGCACUGGAUUGCAGAAAAUCCAAUGUACGACAUUGACUCGAAAUGGACAGAAGGUAUAAAAGAACACGUGAAGUUGCCUCAAGAUGUGCGCAAUCCGAGACAUUCCCCAAUGCAGCCAACAACUUCUGUACCUGAACGCAAAAAGGGUAGACCACCAACCCUUGAUUCGACAUCAACAAAUGUAUUGUCCUCAAAUACACAUUUAAAUCAAAACAUUUCUGGCUUAAAUCCUGCACUUCUUGCAAGUUUAUCGAGUUUGAGCUUUGACCCAAAAUCUUUAGCUGCAACAUUAUCUAAUUUAACUGGAUUUGACCCUAAGCUACUUUCAAGUCUGAGUAGUUUUGAUCCUAAAAAUAAUCCAUUAUUAAACUCUUUCAACAGUAUGCCAAAUUUGCUCGGAAAUAUGACAGGUGGUAAUAUAUUUGCAAACUUGGCCGGUUUGGGGCUGCCUGGGUUUCCUUCACUUGAUAUGAAUACUUUAAGUUCAACAAGUACUUCAAGUGAUAAUAAGUCAAAAACGAGGAAGCCAACUGAAACUUCAAGUGCGUCUACUUCAAAAUCGUCAAACUCACAAUUUCCAUUCGUAUUUCCAAAUCCAAAUAUGCUAUAUCCCCAACUUGGUCUGAGUGGUUUAUCGCCGUUUGGAGUUCAUUCGGGGAUGUCAUCAGCUUAUGAUGCAUUAGGAUUAUUAAGUGGUAAUUUAGCAGCAAGUUCCAGUUCAACGACUUUACAUAAUUCAAGUCAUAGUUCCCGAGGCAACUCGAAAACUACAGCUGCUAGAUCUUCUACCGUAACAACUACUUCUUCUGCAUCUCGACAGCAAAAAGGUUCUGAUCGAGCUCAGUCAAGUCACUUAUCACAAAUCCUUUUGCCGCCAGAUCCUUAUUUAUUAGAAUCGUUAUCUAAACAGACUCUUAAUUAUGACGCCGCUUUGAAAGCAGAAAAGAGAUCUCGCGAUGUUGAUAGUCAAGAAGCAGCUGCGACCGAUUUGUCUAAAGUUGAUAAAAAGAAACUUUCUUUUGAUCCUUUGCGAUCCCAGAUGCCACCAGAGUUUGCUGCUGUGCAAGAAAAACUUUUAAAGGGUGAUAAAAAAGAUAUAGAUAUUAGUAAAAUGCUAUUGGAACAAAUGGCUUCAGGGGCAUUAAGUGCUAGUCUCGUUAGCUCCACUGAAGCAAAAAAAUCGAAAGAUUUAGAAAAAGAUUAUGAAAAACUAGGGAAACCACCUGAAUAUUUGUCACGCAUCACCUCUGAGGAUGCAGGUUCAAGCAUAUCUAUUGCUCAUAAAAGAACUUUGGAUGAUAUAAGCAACGAGCCAGAAAAUUUGGCUAUUCAAUCGAUUCCAAAAAAACUCAAGGAUAACUCAUCUGAACUAAUAAGAAACAUAGACAAACGAUCAGACACUACAAAUACUAGUGAAAUGGAUCUAGAAGAUUUAAUUGCGCCAUCUACUGUUAUAAAAACUGGCAUGAAAGCUAGUGAUUUCGAAAUGAAUCGGACUAAUGAAACGGCAACAUCUUUAAUUAUUUCAAAUACUGACAGAGAUGAUAAAGUACAUCAAAGAAUUUCAAGUCCCCGCGAAAAAGAAAUAAAUAAUGAUAGUGAUAAUUUGAAAAAAGGCGAUUGUUCUAUCAACAUAGAAAACGAAAUUAGGGAGGACAACACUGAUGAAGUAAUAGGCGAUAUAUCUUCAAGUGAAGGUGGUCGUAAAGGAAUUCGAAAGAAAGGACGAAAGUCAUCAGAAGAAUCUUCGUUAGGGCCACGACGGGAAUUAAGAUCAAGUGCUGGUCGACAAUCAACAGAGUCGAUAAAUCACUAAUAUGGUUUAUGUAUGUAUAAGUAUCGUGUAUACUUUAAUCAAUAUGUUUACAUAAAAUGUCUAACUGUUUUAGGUAAUAAAUUGUUUCAUCGUUGUUCAAUGUAAAAAAUAUCAAGGAAAAAACUACUUUUAAACACAAUCAUAAUUUUUUACAAAGGAACCGCUUCCAUAAAAAAAAGUAACACUUAUCAGCAUUUUAUUUCUACUGUGAUUUACAGUGUGAGGAUAUUUUGAUAAAUUAGACUUUUGACCGAGUGCUCAUUCUGAAGGGGAACCGCACGCACAAGUAUGCGGUGCACGAAACUAUGAAACACCGUCAUUCAGGAAGUACACUUAGAGCGGAGCACACGAUGCGUUGUCGCCGAAGAGGUGUCGCUGCGUCGUCUUAAGCUUUGGUCUCUUGAUCACGCUGCACGUCGCAGCGACCGUGACGGUACAAAAUACCACUCUGGACGUUUGUCAUACGAUUAUGUGUCCGACGGCGCAUGCCCCACACCGCAGCAGUGUGCAGCACGAUCAAGAGACCAUUUUACAUAGAAAUAUCUGUGGCAUGUCACUUGAUGCUCUCCGGCGCCGCACCGGACUAGCAACCACCGAGACGAGGUGGGUAGAGGUAAUUGCAUUGCGACACCGCUCAGUUGUCUAUGCGUCACAACAUUACUUUAUUAACAGACUGUCCUACGCUGCUACGGCGUCGCUGCGACAUAGCAACGUUGCGGCGCCGCACCGCUGUGUGCCCGCUGAUACGGUGAAAUCUGCGACGCGGCGCCGCAACGCAUCGUUUGCCCCCUCUCAUUGCCAUUCAAUGAUUCAAUGUUAUAUUAUAAACUCUUUAAAAUGAUAGACUAAGUGCUAUAAAUGUUUUAAUUGUGUAUUUAUUCUAAUUAAUUUUUGCGAUUAUGUGGAUAGAAUAAUAAUCCAAAGUACAGUCUAUUUUAUUCCCAUAAAUAAAUGUCUAAAUUAAAUUUUCGUAAAUGUAUUCUUCGAUCCUGAAAAAGAUGUUAAGUACAUGACAGUUUCCUGGGGCUGCCAUAGAAAUCUACUAGUAAAUACUCUCGUAUUGAUGUCUUAAAUUUGAAAAUAGUUUUGGUACGUCAGCAUUAUGAUAUCGAUAGUUCAAUUUAUCAUGUGAAUAUGUGAUGUACAAAAAUGCGCACUAAUUUUGAGCCGAGUCUUGACUUUUUUUUUUAAUCUUUUGUAACUAAAUGUAAAAAUAGCCAGUGACGUUUGAACAACUUAAGUGUAGUGACAUUAUAAAAUAUCAUGUAUUUUAUUAUAUCUACAAGACUGCUAAAAUCGUUAUUACUUUUUUUUUUUACCUAUUCUUUGGUACUAAAUGGUCUUUUUUUAGUUGAUACUGCGAGCUUGUUGUAGACCUACUAAGUAUCUUUGACAGUGCACCACUUUUAGGUGCGAAAAAAAUUAACCGCGUUUCACUAACAAUAGAGAUAAAUAAAUAUGUAUCAUUGCGCAGUGUUUUAUAUGCUAACCUUUAAUUAUAUAAUAAUUAUGUUUUUCAUCUAUACGUAAUUAUUGUAUUAAUAAAAAAUGAUUUUUUUUUCUAUCAAAAUAUAAUGAGUGUAAACUCUUGUAAGAUCUCGGGAAUGUCCGCAUGUUAGCGGCGAACUAUUAUAAUAUUAUGUAGUAAGAAAUUUAACUCAAGCAUUCUGUUAUAUAAGUUUAUAAUUAAGACGGUUUUAAUUAAUUGAAUCAACGUAGAUAAAUAUAGAAGUUAGUAUGUAUCUACACAAAUUUGAUUAACUGAUUAUUAUUAUUAUUAUAUACACUUAUACUAUUUUCAAUAAGUCAAUCGCUGAAUGUGAUAGAAUUAUUUAUUACAUGUAUUUUUAUUAAUUUGCAUAGUUGUAUUGAAGAUGAUUGUAUGUAGAUAGUAGUAAGAUGACACAUCGUAAAAAUAAAUUCUAAAAAUUUGUA